AUGAUCUUACGCCUUCACAACAAAUCAGGUUUGGAUGGUCUUUCAGAAUUAAGGGCAGAAUCUUAAUGUUUAAGGGUAUCAGAAGACAGUGUCCAGAGGUCCAACAUUUUUGAAACAAUGACCAUUUUCUUCAUGGUUUCAGCCAACCCACAGUGGAGGAGCUACAAGUACAACUCCAUCUCCUCAGACAAACAGCAUCGGAAUACAGUGGUACCUCGGGUUACAUAAGCUUCAGGUUACAUACGCUUCAGGUUACAGACUCCGCUAACCAAGAAAUAGUACCUCGGGUUAAGAACUUUGCUUCAGGAUGAGAACAGAAAUUGUGCUCUGGCGGUGCGGCGACACCAGGAGGCCCCAUUAGCUAAAGUGGUGCUUCAGGUUAAGAACAGUUUCAGGUUAAGAACAGACCUCCAGAAUGAAUUAAGUACUUAACCCGAGGUACCACUGUAUUCCUUUUGGUAGAUUUAUAAAUCUCUUCAUAGGUUUCUUCAUCCAUUUCUAUUGUUGUCACAGUCUCCUCAACAUCACCCAAAAUCUUAUUUAAGUGCUGGUAACAAGCAAAUAAUCUGCCUCGAAGUUUUCGGUCAUUUCUCAUUUUUACAUCAAUUCGUUCAUCAAGACUAAGCUUGAUGAGAUCCAAGGGCUCUUCUACAGUAUUUGUGGUUUGUUGCUGCUCCACCUCGUCCGCCAUUUUUUCAAAGCCCCUCCAAUGCUCUUUUGGAGGUGAGGCCAGAAUUCUGUGGUUCUAGGCUGAGUGUUGGAAGUGAGAGGGAGGGAGGAGAGAUUUUGGCGACACCCCAGAGGGCCCGCUGUGUCUUCCCAGUUAGCCUUGAAAAGGCCCUGUCUCAUCUCCCCCUUGUGAGCGUGGCAAGAAUAGGAGGAACAGGUGGCCGCCCACCAUUGAGCUAAAGCUGUUGAGCAGAUUGAUUUAUUGCUCAGAUAAGCCUGACGUCCGGCACGCUUCCAACCGCGCAGCUCUUCCUGGCCAGGCCUCUGCAUUCCAAAGUCCACAUUCCGAUUCUCUGAGCAAAGCAGAGAUCUGCAGCGGCAAGAGAAAGACUGCAAAAAACUCCAGAGCAUUCUUCAGUGUGCUUAAAUAAAGUCCACUCAGGAUCUUAGCAGCUAAAAGCAGUUUUAUUUACAGCAGACUAUCCAUUAUCUAUCACAGCGAACAGCAUCGUGAAAACACGUCCUCUCUCCUCAAAAGCGAAAGUAGAGAGAACAAAGGCUUGAGGCUCUCGGAAAUGACGCAGAAGUUCCCCCCUCCCAACAGUAGGCAGGGCGUACACUCUGAGCUGUUUAACCCUGUAAGCUCAGGUUCUCCUCACAAAAGCCCCCUCCCACUGCUGUUGCUUGGCCCCUGCCCUCCCCCAGUGGCCCCCCUCCAUGCCCCACAGAUGAAGUCAGGCCCAAGGAAGGAAGUUUGCAUUGGCAGCUUUUGCCGAGUUUUCAAGAGCAGUGUGCAUAGAGCAGGCACAUUUUCAGGCAGGUGGGCGACAGCUUAAGAGGGAUGUGCUUAUCACUGCACCUUCACACCCGUCUCUCUCUCUCUUUUUUUUUAAUGAUAUUUAUUCCAAAUUUAAAGUUACAAAAAAGAAAAAGAAAAACCAUACAAAAUACAAAAAAGACUUUAACCAUAACAAAGCGAAAAAUAAAAAGAUAAAAGUGAACAAUAAAAUAGAAUAAAAAAGACGACUUAACAAAAAAUAUAAAAAUGCAUUAAGUUAAAAUAAAACAAAAACAGAUUAAACCUUUACAUAGCCUUUUCCCUUUACUUAUUUCCAUGACCUCCUCUCACCUCCCAAUUUUGUAUUCUAGUUCAGAUCGUAUUUCCAGCAAAUCCUUCUAACCUUAUUUUCAUUUACGUAUUUUAAAAUUAAAAUAAUGUAAUUAAACCUCCUCUGUUUCAUCAAUUUCAUCAACUCAUUUUUGCUUAAUCCUUUAUAUCAUAUCUACCAAAACGACCUAAUUUUCUUUUUCCAACCUCUUUCUAACAGUCUUUUAUAUUGCAGUAUUUUUGAAGGUAUAUUUUGAAUUUUUUCCAAUCUUCUUCCAUCGACCCUUCUCCCUGGUCUCGAAUUCUGCCGGUCAUCUCAGCCAGUUCCAUGUAGUCCAUCACUUUCAUCUGCCAUUCUUCUCGGGUGGGCAAUUCUUGUGUCUUCCAGUACUUCCCGAUGAGUAUUCUUGCUGCUGUUGUAGCAUACAUAAAAAAAGUUCUAUCCUCCCUUCGCACCAAUUGGCCGACCAUGCCCAGAAGAAAGGCCUCUGGUUUCUUCAGAAAGGUAUAUUUAAAUACCUUUUUCAAUUCAUUAUAUAUCAUUUCCCAGAAAGCCUUAAUCCUUGGGCAUGUCCACCAAAGGUGAAAAAAUGUGCCCUCAGUCUCUUUACAUUUCCAACAUUUACUAUCUGGCAAAUGAUAGAUUUUUGCUAGCUUGACUGGGGUUAAGUACCACCUGUAAAUCAUUUUCAUUAUAUUUUCUCUUAAGGCAUUACAAGCCGUAAAUUUCAUACCUGUGGUCCAUAACUGUUCCCAGUCAGCAAACAUAAUGUUAUGUCCAAAGUCUUGUGCCCAUUUAAUCAUAACAGAUUUAACCGUUUCAUCCUGUGUAUUCCAUUUCAACAGCAAGUUAUACAUUCUUGAUAAAUUCUUAGUUUUAGGAUCUAACAAUUCUGUUUCCAAUUUUGAUUUUUCCUCCUGGAAGCCAAUCUUCUUAUCUAAAUUAUAAGCCUCCCUUAUUUGAUAAUAAUGAAGCCAGUCUCGAACUUUAGUUUUUAAUUUGUCAAAGCUCUGCAGCUUUAAUCUAUCUCCAUCUUGUUCUAAAAUUUCACAAUAUUUUGGCCAAUUUGUCUCCAUAUUGAUUUUCAGAGCCUUAGCCUCCAUUGGUGACAGCCACCUUGGUGUUUUACUUUCUAACAAAUCCUUAUAUCUCACCCAGACAUUAAACAAUGCUUUCCUGACAAUAUGGUUCUUAAAGGCCUUAUGUGCUUUAACCUUGUCAUACCAUAAAUAUGCAUGCCAUCCAAAGACAUUGUUAAAACCUUCUAAAUCCAAAAUGUCCGUGUUUUCAAGAAGCAGCCAAUCUUUCAGCCAGCAAAAUGCGGCUGAUUCAUAAUAAAGUUUAAGAUCUGGCAGGGCAAAUCCACCUCUUUCUUUAGCAUCAGUUAAAAUCUUAAAUUUUAUUCUGGGCUUCUUGCCCUGCCAGACAAAUCUCGAAAUAUCUCUCUGCCAUUUCUUGAAACAGUCCAUCUUGUCCAAAAUCUGCAAUGUUUGAAACAAAAACAACAUCCUAGGCAAUACAUUCAUCUUUAUCACAGCAAUUCGGCCCAACAAUGAUAACUUCAAUUUUGACCAUAUUUCCAAAUCCUUUUUCACUUCCAUCCAGCAUUUUUCAUAAUUAUCUUUAAAUAAAUUCACAUUUUUAGCAGUCAUAUGAACCCCUAGAUAUUUCACUUUCUUAACCAAUAUUAAUCCUGUCUCCUUCUGAAACCUCUCUUUCUCAAUCUCUGUAAGAUUUUUCUCUAACACCUUGGUUUUCACCUUAUUCAACUUAAAUCCAGCUACUUGACCAAAUUCUUGAAUUAAUUGCAAUACUCUUUUGGUACUGGAUUCUGGCUCCUGUAAUGUCAAAACCAAAUCAUCAGCAAAAGCUUUCAAUUUAUACUGUUUAGCUCCGAGUUGUAUACCUUUAACCAAUUGGUCUUUCCUGAUCAUGUUAAGCAAAACCUCCAGGACCGAUAUAAAAGCAAUGGGGAGAUUGGGCAACCCUGUCUUGUUCCUUUCUCAAUCUUAAACUCUUCUGUAACCACGUUGUUUACAAUCAACUUAGGUUUUUGUUCUGAGUAAAUUGCACCUAUACCGUUUUCAAAACCUUGGCCUACCCCCAUUCCCUGUAAAUUUUUCUUCAUAAAACUCCAAGAAAUAUUAUCAAAGGCUUUCUCCGCAUCCACAAAUAUUAAAACUGCUUUAGUGUUAAUAUUAACUUGUAAUUUUUCUAAAAUGUUAAUUAUAUUCCUCGUAUUAUCUGACAAAUGCCUCCCGGGAGAAAGCCCGCUUGGUCCUUAUGAAUUUCUUCCACCAAUACCUUUUUAAUCUCUUAGCCAUAAUUUCCGCAAAAAAUUUGUAAUCCACAUUAAGUAGAGAUAUGGGACGGUAGUUCUUAAGCUGUGUCUUUUCCGCUUCUGUUUUCGGUAUAAGUGUAAUAUAAGCUUCUUUCCACGAUUUGGGUGCCUUCCCCCCCCCCCCCCCCAAUAUUUCAUUGCAAACUUCUUUCAAAGGAUGUAUUAACCAUUCUUUCAAAGAUUUAUCGUACUUUGCAGUCAAACCAUCUGGCCCUGGAGAUUUGCCCAGUUUCAUAUCCUGAAUGGCUCCUUCCACCUCUUGGUCAGUUAUUAUACAGUUUAACUUUGAUUUACUCUCUUGAGAGAUUUUUUGUAAUCCAUUUGUUCUCAAAAACCGAUCAAUGUCUAUUUCUUUCUGUGUCUCCUGCGUGUAUAACUGUUUAAAGUACUUCUGAAAACACUUUCUAAUCUCCGCAGGGUUCUGUAUGCUCUUUCCCUCUACUACCAAGUUCGUAAUAGUAUUAAGUUUUUGUCAUUUCGUCAUUUGCCAUGCCAGCAGUUUCCCACACUUGUUCGCUGAUUCAAAUGUCUUUUGUCUCAUCUGUUUAAUCUUCCAUUCUAUUUCCUGAUUUGUCAAUUUCAUAUAUUGUACUUGAUAUAGCUUUAUCUCUUUUAAGAUCUCCUGUGAGUUCGGUUUCAUCCUCAGUCUCUUUUCUCCAUCCUUUAUUUUCUCCAAGAUUUUUUCCCUUUUCUCAUUUUGAACUCUUUUCCUAAUUGCAUUUUGUUGUAUCAGAAACCCUCUCAUAACUGCUUUACUUGCAUCCCAAAUCACUCUUUUUUCAGUCGUGGUAUUCAUGUUUAUCUCAAAAUAAUCUCUCAAGUUUUUCUGGGCCUUUUUAAUAAUUUCCUCGUUCCUAAACAGGGAGUCAUUCAUCCUCCAUCUGAAAGAUCCAAUUGGCGUUAAUGUCAUUUCCAUCUUCACUGGAUUAUGAUCAGAGCAAAUUUUAGGGCAAAUUACCGCUUUUUUUAUCUUCGGGCCAGUCCCCUAGUUAUCCAAAUUUGGUCUAUUCUUGUCCAUGUCAUUUUAGCUUCAGAGAAGAAGGUUCCUUCUCUUUCCAAGGGGUUCUUUGUUCUCCAAAUAUCUACAAGAUCCAUAUUGUCAGUCAUUUCAAAAAAUGUCUUUGGUAGUCUGCCAUCUUUUGUCACCGUUUGUCUUUGGGCUUUAUCCAUAUUCGUAGACACUACUCCAUUCAUAUCUCCCAUCAAGAUUAUGUUGUAAUCCAAAUAGUCCAGUAAAAUUUCAUGCAAUUUCUUAAAGAAUUCUGAUUUUCCCUCAUUUGGUGCAUAAAUGCCUAAUGUCAAAAACUUCUGACCAUGGAGUUGUAUUUCAAUUGCAAUAAAUCUUCCUUGGUCAUCUUUAAAUAAAAAUUUCGGUGACAGGCUUUCCUUUGCAUAAAGUACUACUCCUCUUUUUUUAACGUUGUCUGAUGAAAUAAAUUCUUCUCCCAAUCUUUUAUUGAUCAAAAUUUUCCGAUGUAGCCUUGUCACAUGCGUUUCUUGUAAACAAAUCAAGUCCAAAUGUUCUUUUUUAAUGUAUGAAAUACUCUCCCCCGUGUCCCCCGAGAGUUCAGUCCCUUAACAUUCCAGCUUAAUACUUGCAGUGUCAUAGUGUGCGUACUCUCCUUCUCCCCCAACAGCCCCCAAUAGUUUGUCUAUAUCUGUCGGUGGCGUUGGUUUUCCUUUUUUUUUGUAGACUCUUGUCCAGUACGGCAGGCUCUUUUCCAAGUCCUUUCUGUAGGUCUUCUUCGUAUGUGCUCAGAAACUUAUUUUUUUCCUCCACUGAUCUUAUUUUUAUCUUUCUUCCUUUAAAACUAAAAGAUAGGCCUUGAGGGAAUUCCCACCUGAAGAGGAUCUUACUUUUUCUCAAUAGGGCCACCAAGUCUCCAAAGUCUUGUCUUAAAUCCAAAAGAUGUUUCGGUAUAUCUUUGAAGAUUUCCACUUUUGAUUGCAGAAUUAUCAAGGGUUUCUGGUAAUGCAAACCCAAAAUUUUGUCCCUUUCUUCUUUAGAUCGGAGGGUAAUCAGGCAACCCCUUAUUUUAAUCUUUUUUCCUCCUUUUCCCAGUCUAAAGGCCCUCACGAUCUUAAAAUCUUCUUGUUUCAGUUCCGAUUUCCAAAAUUCUGCAAAUUCUUGUGUCAAAAAAUCUGUCAAGGUGCCCGUCUCCAGCUCAGGAAUAGCUCUAAUUCUUAAAUUCGUCUGUUUCUCUUUCAAUUCGAUCAUAGACAGCGUCAACUUGUGAUCUGCAAUUUCCUUCUGUAGGCCAGGGACCUUCUCAGUUUCCAGCUGCUCUACCUUAAAUUCCAUGGCAGCAGUUUUUUCCUGUGUCGAUUUCGAUUCCUGCAAUAAUUUCUGAAUAGAUUCUGUAUUGCUAUUCACCUUUUCCCCCAAGUUAUCUAAUGUUUCUGUGUUUAGAUCAAUUUUUUUAUUUGCAGUAUCAACUUUCUUAUUCGUUUCUUCAACCUUCUUAUUCGUCUCAUCGACCUUUGUACUAAGUUGUAAUAAAGUUUCAUUAAUCCUGGCCAAUGCAUUUGCUAAAACUUCUUCUGCCAUUCCACUGGACUUAGCUUGUGUUGCUGUCGUAGGCCCGUCUCUCUCAUCCUCCUACCCCUUGUUCUUUGGCUGAGCUGCUUGAGGCACCUUGGAUCAUGGUUUCCAUGUCAGCUGAGCCCUAUUUUCACCUGGGAAGGCCAAACAGAUUAAGCCCCAAUCCCUCCAGCUGGUGUUUAGAGAGGAACACAACAGAGUGGCUUUGAAGUGAAGGUUUGUUUAGGGAACAUCAGAAAGUAAGAAGAAGAUCGCUUGUCAGAUAUGGUUUAUUUAUCUUACAUAGCCUUUACCAGCCUGAUGCUCAUCUGCAAAGCAUAAGGCUGGCAAGGUCAGACCCUGUUCAUCCAUGCAGAUGGCCAGAUGAAGCUUAUGAAGGUAGGAAGAGCCAUUAGCUGGAUCAGGCCAAUGUGCUAUCUAGUCCUGUUCUCACAGUGGCUGACUAGAUGCUUGUGGGAAACCAGCAAGCAGGAUCCUUGCACAAGAGCAGAUCUCCCCUCCUGUGGUUUCCUGCAUCUGGUAUUCAGAAGCGUCGCUGCCUCUGACCAUGGAGGCAGAGCGCAGUAAUUGUGGCUCGUCUCCUCCUCCUCCAUGGAUUUGUCCAAAUCACUUCCAAAGCAAGCAUCUGCAAAGAUUUCAAGACCUCCAGUCUUCUGACUAGUGAACCUCAGUCUGUAGUGCAAAGUCCCCUUCAAAUAGCAGGCUAUGCACUUCAGAGCUUUCCAAUCCUGAACAGUAGGAUUGUUGGCAUGUCUGCUGUGCAGGUUAGUGCUUACAGCUAUGUCAGGUCUUGAACAUCUAGCAAUGAAAUUCAACUUGCCUAGAAUGCAUCUGUACAGUGUGGUGUCAGAAAAUGCUUCAGCAGUACUAUCUACCUGGUAACCUGUCACCAUCGGUGUGUCGGCUGGGUUUGCAUCAACCAAAUUCAGCCUGGUCAAUACAUCAGCAAUUUUCUGUGUCUGGUGUACCAGAAAAUUACCUGUUUGGUCCUUCUCCACCUGCAAAGAAACAGAGUUGGAUACCUCACCAAGAUCCUUCAUGUCAAAGUGCUCCUUCAGCUGAGCUAAGGUGCUUUCAUACAAAGCCUGAUUCUUAAUAAUAAUAAUAAUAAUAAUAAUAAUAAUAAAUUCUACUUAUAUCCCGCCCUCCCCAGGCGAAGCCGGGCUCAGGGCGGCUAACAACAAUAAAACAGUACAAAAGUACAGCACAAACAACACUCUAAAAUCAUUCAUUAUAAAAUUAAUUAAUUCAAGCCACUGGCAACCAUUGGGCCAGAGCUCCGCGAAAAUUGCCGAGGGAGGGAAUCAGGCUGUGCCCUGGCCAAAGGCCUGGUGGAACAGCUCUGUCUUGCAGGCCCUGCGGAAAGAUGUCAAGUCCCGCAGGGCCCUGGUCUCUUGUGACAGAGUGUUCCACCAGAUCGGAGCCACGGCUGAAAAAGCCCUGGCUCUAGUUGAGGCCAGCCUAACUUCUCUGUGGCCUGGGACCUUCAAGAUGUUUUUAUUUGAAGACCGUAAGUUUCUCUGUGGGGCAUACCAGGAGAGGCGGUCCCGUAGGUACGAGGGUCCUAGGCCGUAUAGGGCUUUAAAGGUUAAAACCAGCACCUUAAACCUGCUCCUGUACUCCACCGGGAGCCAGUGCAGCUGGUAUAGCACCGGGUGAAUGUGAUCUCGCAGCGAAGACCCCGUAAGGAGUCUCGCUGCAGCAUUCUGCACCCGCUGGAGUUUCUGGGUCAGUCUCAAGGGCAGCCCCACGUAGAGCGAGUUACAAUAAUCCAGUCUGGAGGUGACCGUCGCGUGGAUCACAGUGGCUAGGUCAGGGCGAGAGAGGUAAGGAGCCAACUGCUUAGCUUGGCGGAGAUGGAAAAAUGCCGCCUUUGUUGUAGCUGCAAUCUGCGCCUCCAUGGAAAGGAAGGUGUCGAAGAUUACACCCAAACUCUUAACGGACGGUGCUGGCACUCAUUGCGCGCCCGCAAGAGAUGGGAGUUGCCCCCCCAAUCCCAUAUUGUCCCAUCCCAGCCACAGGACCUCUGUCUUCGAAGGAUUUAGCUUCAACCGGCUCCCACGUAACCAUCCAGCCACAGCUUCCAAACAUCUGGUCAGUGUGUCUGGGGCCGAGUCAGGAUGGCCAUCCAUCAACAGAUAGAGUUGGGUGUCAUCAGCAUACUGAUGGCAACCCAGCUCAAAACUCCGGACAAGCUGGGCGAGGGCGCAUAAAAAUGUUAAAAAGCACCAGGGAGAGUAUCGCACCCUGAGGUACUCCACACACCAAGGAGUGGGGCGAUGACAAUUCCCCCCCAAGCGCCACCCUCUGUCCCCGACCAGAGAGAAACGAGCGCAGCCAUUGAAGGACUGUGCCCUGGAUCCCCACGUCGGCAAGGCAGUGGUCCAGAAGUUUGUGAUCGACCAUGUCGAAAGCUGCUGACAGAUCUAGAAGAAUCAGCAGCCCCGACCCAUCUCGAUCCAGCUGUCUACGAAGAUCAUCUGUUAGGGCAACCAGAGCCGUCUCGGUCCCAUGACCAGCGCGGAAGCCGGACUGGAAUGGAUCCAGAGCCUUCUUCCAAAACAAAAGAAGAUUAUCAACAAAACAUAAACAAUACAGUUUGUUUUGCCCCUCCUCCUUGACAAACACACAUGGAUCAGCUUUGCCUUGGUGAAAACCUAGAGAAAGCAAUGUCUCGGUGAGUGUUGUGUUCCAACACCUGGCAUUCUGCUUGAGACCAUAUAGGGAUUUCCGUAGUUUACAGACCAUUCCCUUCUGUACCUGCACUCCAUCAGGUGGAAGCAUAUACAGUUCCUCCCCAAAACCCCGUACAAAAAAGCUGUGUUCACAUUGUGAUGAGAAACGUGCAGUUUCUCUUCUGCAGCAAUCUUGAGCAUUAGCCUAAUGCUCUCAUACUUGACGGUGGGUGAGUAGGUAUCGUGGUAAUCCUGUCCUGGUACCUGUGAAAAACCUCUGGCAACCAAUCUGGCUUUGUGUCUGACAACCUUGCCAUUCUGGUCUGUCUUGGCCUUUUGCUGCCAACCAGCCUCAUUCCUGGGACUACUGGCACUAGGUUUGGUUCCUAUCCAAGGAAUCAACUUCAGCCUUCAUGGCAUUAAGCCAUGGUUCAGCAUCUUUAGAGGUUAACACCUGAACCUCUUUGAAGCUUGCAGGUUCCCACACCUUCUCUGAGCUACCAAGAACCGCAGUUGCUGUCUUAGCAAACUCAUCAGCAAAUCUGUUUGGAGGUUUGCCUUUUGUGGCCCUUUCAGAUCUGCGUACUAGACGCAAGUCUUCUGCACUCAUCUCCUCUUUCUUAGGAGAAAAGUGGCCAAUGGUGAACACAGUGGUUCUUCCAGUUCAGUGUCAGACGCAUCAGACACUGAACGCAUCAGACACUGCGCUCUUGUAGUCUGCUGUGUCAUCACUGUUGCUGACAUCAGCAGCAGCGCCGCCCACUGAGCUGGAAUCCGAACUCUGAUCAUCAUCCUCAGCUUCCUCUUCUUCCUCAGCCUCUUCAUCCUCUUGUGAGUGACUCUGGAAAAUUCCCACAUCCUCCCCCCUUAGGAUUGUACUCAACACUCUUUGUGAACCUAACGGACUGAGAGUCAGUCAUGAAUACCCUGUAUGCACCUUUUUUGUACCCCAUGAACAAACCAUGUGCCCCACGCUUCCCAAGCUUGCUGCUCUGUGGGGUGUGGACCCACAUGUCAGAACCAAAGAUUCUCAUGUGCUUAACAUAAGGUUUCUUACCAAACAUCUUCUCAUAGGGAGUACAACCAAUAGGUGAUGACAGUCUCCUGUUGUAUGAAUAAACCAAAGUAUUCAAAGACUCAGCCCAAUAUUUCUCAGGGAGAUUGGCAUCAUGCAACAAGGUUUUUAGGCCUUGCAGCAAAUUUUGGCCUGUCCUCUUGCAAAGUCCAUUCUCCCAUGGAGAUCUGGGACUUGAGAGGUCAUGCUGGAUUCCCUUCUCAGUCAGGAAAGCUUCAAACUGCUGAGAAGUGAAUUCACCCCCUCGAUCAGAAAAUAAACAGCCAAUGUGUUUAUUGUGAGCAUUCUCCAACCAAGCACAGAACGCCUUGAACCUAGGAAACGCUUCCGACUUCUGCUGGAGCAUAAACACAUGAAUGUACCUGGAAAAAAAAUCAGUUAAAACCAUGAAGUACCUUGUUCCACCCAAAGAGGGCGCAAGUGGACCAACCAGGUCUGCGUGGACUAGCUGAUAGGGUUUGGAAGCCUGUCGGCUAGACACUUUGCCUUUGGGAGCAACCUUCACUUUGUUUUCAUGAAUAAUUUUUAUUAACCGACCAAUCACAUCAAAUCAAACCAAAUUACAUAAAUUCCAAAUUACACAGCCGAAUUUUAAAUUUUUGUUGGGGGUACCCAUAUUUCAAGUUCGAAGGGAUCCAAUCAACUUCUUGCUUCUUACUGCUGUUUUAAUGUCCACAAAUCUAACCUUAUGAUGUUCACAGUACUAUCCAGUUCUUUCUUAUUAUUUUUCCACAUCUCUUGUUGUUAUUUUCAUAUAUUUUUCCUUUCUCUUUGUGACCUCUGAUAGUCUCUGCAAGCUGGUUAGAACGGUUUGUAAUCCUGUGUGGAUAUUACUUUUUUUAUCCAGUAGCCAUAUCCAGACGUUUUCCAUAUAACAUCACUUCCAUACAUCAAAACAGUCUUAGCGUCAUUAAUCUUCACCAAUCUGCCUCCUUUCUCAAAACCUCUGAGAUUCACUAGGAAUGCAGUCUGAAAACAAGUCUGUUCUUCCUUCCGGCUAUAAAUCCUUUGGCAAGAUGGCGACUCCGAAUUAAUUGCUGCGCCAUUCCCAAAAGCUCUUAUUGCUUCUCGUUCUCCAUAAAGCAUACUUUUGGUUAAAGUUUAUCUCCACACAGACCUUAAUCAUCCUGCUUGGGUCAGUUCAACCGACGGUUCUAAUGAGGAGGGGUUCUUGUAAAUCACAUAGAAGGAAAGUAAAAAAGGUCCCCCCCCCCCCCCAUUCAGCCCCGUUGUCAACAUACCCCGCCUUUGGUGUAUCUUCAUCGUAAAAUAUUCCUGUUUCUCCAGCCCAUCGUCUUCUUUCGCAGAGGUCACUUAAAUUAGCAGACUUCACUCCCCUUCUUCACUUGAAAUAUGUGCAUUUGCUUCUUUUGUAAUUAAUUAUUCCAAAUUGCUGCAACUAGUGCGCGAUCAGAGACAGCGUCCAGGAGAGCCGAGGUCCACAUGGGGGCAUUCUGCCUAGGGCCCUCACCCCCUUCUUUCAAAUUAGGGGGUGAUUUAUGGGCACAGCAGGCAAGGGCAGUGUUCCCCAUUUCCUUGGGGCAACAAGGGAGGCUGCCUACUCCCAUAACAGCCUCUUAAUUACCCUGUGUGGGUCGGAGAGAUGGUAUUGUCGGCCAUCUUCCAAUGCGCCCCUAGUGGCCCCCCACCUUCACUUUGUUUUCUACACAAGAGACACAUUUCAUGUGAAACUUACAGGGCUUUAUGGUCAAACCCUGAACCAUCCCAGGCAUCUUGGCCAGCACCUGCCAUGCCAUGUGAGAACAAAUCUUCUGUGCUGUUCGUGAAUACAACCUGAAUGAAGAACUUUGUUAGUUUGUGCAACACAACAAGAUUCAACAUUAGACACAUCAACAGCUUUGUCAUCAUAAGUUAUCAAGAACAAGCCAUCUACAAACUUAGCAUGCAAAACGUCCUCUUUGCCCUUCUUAAUAACGCAGAUGCCCUUCUUGAAGGUAAUCUCAAAGUCUUGCUCAGUCAGCUGUGGGAUGCUGAGCAAAUUGUCUGCAGAAUGUGGAACAAAAAGUACUUUGCUGAUGGUGGUGUGCAGACUUGCCAGUUUCACUGUCCCAACUCCUGCAAUUCUCAAAGUCUUACCAUCAGCCUGUUGGAUUCCCCAACCUGAGGCGUAAAGGAAAUAAACAGGUGUCAACUUCCACAGAUGUGCCUCGUGGCUCCAGAAUUGACAAUAAAAUGGCUUUUGGCCUUUGGAGCAGCAGUGCUAGCAAACAAAGUCUUGUUUUGCACAGGCCUGGGUUUCUCACCCCCUCCCUGCUUCCGGCCAUCUGCAAGCUUUUUCUUUUGUUUCCCUUUAGCCUUUGGACAAAGAUGCUGCAAGUGGCCUUCAUUUCCACAGUGCCAGCACUUCACAGCUGCCAACACCUUGGCUCCCCCUGGAGGCUGGAAUGCUGUCCCACACUGCUCCCCCCUGAAGCACACAAGCUGGUUCCGCUGCGUUCCUCCUAUCAUAUUCAUUUUGGAGGGUCUCCAAAUCCUUUGAAGCAGUGAGCUCCUGCGCAGGUAAAGUUGCCAGCUGGCUUGCCACAGCGUGGUAACUAUCGUCUAGGGAAUCCAGGAUAAGGAUUGCAAACAGAGACUCAGGCAUAUUAAAACCUCUCUGAGUCAAUUCCUGUCUGAGAUGCUGCAAAUGCAAAACGUGGGCUCUAAGGUCUUCCCCUGGUGACAAACAUUUCUUGUGCAGUUUUCUGAAGUAAAGCAACACAGACCCAGCCUCUUGUCGGAGAUGACAGGCCUGAAGCCCUUCCCACAUCUCACUCGAGCUGGCCUUGCCAGUCAGGGUGAUUAACUCUUCAGGGUCGACUGAGAGCAAAAUUACUCCCAUGGCUUUUGAAUACUGUGCCACCCAUGCAUCCGUCAGAGGCGCUGGGGGGUCCUCAUAAUCAGCAGAGUGAAUAACUUCUCACAACGGAAGUGGUGGACAGAGACAUGUGUAAGCAUAUCUACAGGCGUUUAUUCAGCAUAGUUCAGGAACAAAGGAAAAACAUGUCUGCUUCCCUUCAUGUCCAAGCAAAACAGCAGUACAGCAAAAGCAAUAUACAACGGAAGUUCCCAGCAGACUGUGCUGGAAGUAAACAGACAUGUGACAUACUACAACUCCACAUAUCUGUUCCUCUUAAGGCGGAAUGGAACAUCAAUAUCCUAACAUAAUGGAGCCUGUGCUGAUUCAGAAAUGAAGUAGUAUAACCAUAGAGGAUAGCCAUAGCCCCAAAACUUUUGCACCCCCUCCAGCAUUUUCUCUGAUGGAAAUAGGGACAUCUUCUUCUACAUCAGGAAGUUUCUCCCGCUGCACGCGUAGACAUCAUUUGCGCAUCAACAUGGGUCACCUUGAGCCAAUUACAACCUCUCCGCUGAACCUACCUUGCAGGAUUGUUGUAAGGAAAAAUGUGCGAGGGCAGGGAUCAUUUAUAACACUUUCCACAGAUUAAUAGAAUGAAAUAAAUUUUAGCCUAUAAGCUCCCUUGAGGGGAAAAGAUGUUGUUGUUGUUGUUGAUGAUGAUGAUAAUGGUAAAGGAAACGGAGAAUUAUCCAGAACAUACCAGCAAAUAAAUCCUGUUGAACUCAGUGGGACUUAGUUCUGAGUAAAAAUGCUUAGGAUUGCAGUCUAAUUCUAUAAUUCCAGGACAGUCCCUGGAAAAUUGGGACAUUUGGAGGGUGCAAAGAGAUUCAUGUAUAACUGCCCUGCCCAGAUACCACCAUGAGCGCAAAAUGUCAUGAAUGCACAAUAGAAAGGAUGCGUGGAGGGGGCCCAUGUGUUCUGCUGAGAAGCAAAGAAAAAUGGGCUCUUAGGCAGUCUCCUGAGACUGGUCAACUGGAUAAGACCCCCAAGUCCCACCCCAAGCCUUGGGCCCAACAACUUAAGAACCCCUCAGUUGCCCCAGGGCAGGUUGUAUGCAGAAGGAAAGUUGGCAGUUCACCAUCCUUCCCUGCUUGCCUCCUCAGGGCUUCCUGUGUUUAUUGUUGGUGUGACCCUGACCACGUCGUUCAACAAGUACGUGGCAGAGAACCACUACUGGCUGAACGCGCAGACGGAUAUCAUCUGGGCUUUUGUGGGGCAUGUCCUCUUCGUCCUGACAGUAAGUGUGUCAGGAAAGGGGGGGCCUCCUCCUUUCAUUGACAGAGUUUGCAAUGCAAAAGGUUCUUGCUACCAUGUGUGGCAGGAUUGGGUGCAUGUGAACAAAUGUUGGGAUUCAGUGGUUUUCAAACUCAGCACCUUCACAAGACAAAGAAGAACUCUGCAGACCACAGGGUGCGUUUACUUUCCAUUUGUGUGGGAGAUAACUCUGAUUUACACAACAAUAUACUGGGGUGGGUGUUUCCGUGUUCCCUGAGAGGAGGAUUCUGGGAAAUCUCCCCCCUCCACAACUGCCACCUCUUAAAGCCGCUGACUGCUGUUCCAGGUCCAGUCCCUGACCCUCUCGCCUCUCUCCUUUGUGCUUUUCCGAGUAGUGAUUUUGCUGAUUAAUCCUGCCGUCCAGUCAGCGCUCCCUGCGUAGCUCUGCUGGGACUGACCUGGGCAGAAUAUACAGAGUCGCAGCGUUCCUGCCGUCCAUGUGAGAUAGAGGGAUAAAUCAGUCCAGAGACAAUUUUUUGCUAUCUCUAAAAGCGUUUAUUUACAAGCCAUAAAUCCAUCGGAACUCUCCGGCAUUUCUCCAGUGCUUAGAGCACACACAGCCUCUCUGUAGUGUCUCUCAGUCUAAAGUGAAAGUAACUCUCACAGACAAAGACGGACAAAGCCUGUGACGUAUGGCCCUGCGUCAGGCCCCUCCCCAGAUACAGGACACCAAGGAGUUUUAACCCUAUAAACUCCAAACUCCACACCCCCUCUUGUCCUGCAUCUGGGGGAAAUAAGCAACAAUGCUCACCCCAAACACAGACCUUCCCUAAACUCUCCAUGCUUCUGGAAGGUUAGCGGUUUUAACCCUAUAAACUCCAAACUCCACAGUGAUGGUGACAGUCUCCAGUGCACGGCAACGGUCAAGGAUGCUGACCCCCAACAGCAGCUUGGAAAAACAGAUUGGCAUCCAGAUCCGGUGAAUCCCGGGAGGCCCCUGGGGCUGCCCCCUGCCCCCUCCAGAGAAGGGCACCAGAGAAGCAAAAGGACAUAUAUCUGAAUGCCAUUUGCUAGGGAGAAGAAGUGUGAGAGCCAGUGGUGAUGUAGUGCUUGGAGGGUCAGACUAGGACCGGGGAGGCCAGGGUUCGAAUCCACACUUGGCCAAGAAGCUCACUGGGUGUCCUUGGAAGCCAGUCACUGCCUCUCAGCCUAGCCUACCUCGCAGGGUUGUGAGUGUUGAUUUAAAGCAGAGUCUGUCGUGCCCAGCGGAAGGAUGAGGAAUACGUGCUGCAUACUCUAUAUUGCUUUAUUUACAGUUCAAAGCUGGUAUAUUACAGAAAGACAUCUUGCCUCUGCCGGAGCAGAAAAUGCAUCCUCUCUCCUCGACAGCUCGGAGAGAAUCACACAGUGAAAAACAGGAAACCAGUGUACGUCACAUCCAGUCUCCCUUUCCCGUGAGAAACUCCAACAGUACAGACUGUGGAAUGUAAACACCUGUCUCGUGACAAGCAGAGCUGCACAGUGAAGGAAAGCAGAAACCAACAUCCUCCCCUUUCUGUGAACAUCACUGGGCAGCGUGUUUGUACAAUAUCAGUACAAACCCAACUUCUGCACAUAGGUACAGUGUUGAUCCCUCGAUACAAUCUUGGACAAUACAUCAGCAGGAAUUUCAUUACCUGGCAUAUAGGACACCGUUACGAGUCCCUUCUGAAUACAUUCCCUAGCAUGCUGCAACUUUAAUUGCAAGUGCUUUGUGCUUUGCUUACAACCUUCAGACUUCAGCAAAGCCAAACAUGCUUUGUUGUCCUGGUAAACCUGGAUUGGACAUUUGACAGGAAUUUUCAUAUCUUUGCACAAUUGUACUAACCAUUCACAAUCCUUAAGUGAAUAAGACAGUGCAUUCAGUUCGGCUUCACAAGUACUUAAGCUAACUGUUGUUUGCUUCUUGCAUGACCAAUCAAACAGACUCUGAUUGUACAUAUAGCAAACUCCAGACGUACUUUUCCUGUCUGUAGUGUCACUUCCAAAACUUGCAUCUGCAAAUAUCUCAAGACCACCAGACUUCUGAUUGUUAAAUCUCAGUCUGUAAUGCAUAGUGCCUUUCAAAUACCGCGCUAUGCGUUUCAGAGCUUUCCAAUCCUUGACACUAGGAUUGUUGACUUGUCUGCUUAGCAAAUUACAGCUAACAGCAAUGUCUGGUCUUGAACAUCUGGCAAUGAAGUUUAGCUUGCCUAGCACACUCCUGUACAGUGUAGUGUCAGAAAAUGCUUCUUCAGUGUCAUCUACCUGAUAACCUGUUGUCAUCGGUGUGUCUACAGGGUUAGCAUCCAUCAGAUUUAGUUUGCUUAACACAUCAGCAAUUUUCCGUGACUGGUGUACUAGAAUGUUACCAUCUUGAUCUCUCUCUAUUUCCAGAGAUAGGUAGUUGUUUACCUCACCAAGAUCUUUCAUGUCAAAGUGCUCUUUCAGUUGAGCUAGGGCGCUAUUGUACAUUGCAACAUCUUUCCAAAAGAAUAAUAAAUCAUCAACAUAAAACAAACAGUACAGUUUCUUUUGCCCCUCCUCUUUGACAAAUACACAUGGAUCAGCUUUCCCUUGCUGAAAACCUAGAGAAAACAAUACUUCAGUGAGUUUUGUGUGCCAACACCGUGCACUUUGUUUGAGACCAUAAAGGGAUUUCUUCAGAGCACAAACAAAUCCCUGUUUUACCUGUACGCCAUCAGGUGGAAGCAUAUAAAGUGAUUCAUCUAGAGAUCCGUACAGAAAAGCUGUAUUAAUAUCAUGGUGACUAAUGUGUAGAUUUUCCUCUGCAGCUAGCUUAAGCAUAAGCCUAAUGCUUUCAUAUCUCACUGUGGGUGAAUAGGUCUCGUGAUAGUCUUCACCUGGUACCUGUGCAAAACCUCUGGCUACCAAUCUGGCUUUGUGUCUGACUAUCUUGCCAUUUUGAUCUGUCUUCGCUUUGAAGACCCAUUUGCUUCCAAGCAGUUUCAUUCCUGGAACUACUGGAACUAGCUCCCAUGUUUUGUUCCUUUCUAAGGAAUCAAGCUCAGCCUUCAUGGCAUUUAACCAUGGCUCAGCUUCCUUUGAAUCCAAACCCUGGAUUUCUUGGAAACUUGAAGGUUCAAAUACCUUCUUGGAGCUUUUAACAGCUGUUACUGCUAUCGUAGCAAACUCAUCAGCAAAUCUCUUUGGAGGUUUGCCUUUGUGGCUCUCUGUGACCUACGAAUUAUCCUUAAGUCUUCAACACUCUCCUCUUCCUUCUUAGGAGAAAAACGACCUAUUGUGAACAAUGGUUCCUCCAAUUCUUGAUCAGAGCUUUCAGAGGGUCGCAUAGAGGCUUUCGCACUCUUGAAAUCCUCUGAAUCACCCGAUUCAGUUUCAGAUUCAGACUCAGAACCUUCAUCAGUGGGUGUGGGUUGUUGUGGUUGCUUUUGACUAUCCUCAGUCUCAUCACCGUCAUCAGGAUAACAUUGGAAAAUUCCCACAUUCUCCCCCACUUUGCAUUGUACUCAACACUUCUCGUGAGCUUAAUUGUCUUAGAGUCAGUCAUCAUUAUUCUGUAAGACCCUUUCUGAUAACCUAGAAAGAUACCAUGCAAUCCACGCUUGUCUAACUUGGAGUUUUGUGGUGAGCGAACCCACAUGUCAGAACCAAAAAUCUUCAUGUGUUUGAUGUAUGGCUUCUUGCCAAACAUCUUCUCAUAGGGUACAACCAAUCGCUGAAGAUAACCUGCGAUUGUAACUGUAAACAAAACACGAGAGAGAUUCGGCCCAAUAACUCUCUGGAAGAUUGGCAUCAUGCAGCAAGGUUUUUAACCCUUGAAGCAAUGUCUGAUUUGCCCGUUCCGCAAGUCCAUUCUGCCAUGGCGAGCGAGGACUAGACAAAUCGUGUUGAAUUCCUUUCUCAGUCAGAAAAGCUUCAAACUGCUGAGAAGUGAAUUCCCCCGCGAUCACUGAAAAGAGUCUUUAUCUUCUUACCAUGCACAUUUUCCAACCAAGCACAGAAUUCCUUGAACCUAGGAAAAGCCUCCGAUUUCUGCUUGAGAUUGUACACAAAAAUAUAUCUAGAAAAUGCAUCAAUGAGAACCAUGAAGUAUCUAUUUCCACCCAAAGAGGGCGCUAGUGGUCCAACCAAAUCAGCAUGAACAACCUGGUAUGGUUCUGUAGCUUUCCUACUAGACACCUUACCUUUCGCAGCCAUUUUCACCUUGUUUGCUGCGCAUGCUUUGCACUUCAUGUGGUACCUGCAGGGUUUAAUAGUCAUACCUUCAACCAAGGCAGGCAUUUUAGAUACUGCCUCAAAAUGCAAAUGACCAAAUUUUCUAUGAAAAUCGUGAAUACAUUCUGCAUGCAAACUUUUGUUAGAACCUGCAAUGCAACAAGUGUCAUCCUGCACCACAUCAUCAUAAUACAAAACAAACAAACGAUCAACAUAUUCUGCAUGCAAUACAUAAUCAUUUUUCUUUGUGAUGAUGCACUUCUUGUUCUUGAAGGAAACGUCAAUGUUCCGCUCAUUCAGCUGUCCAACGCUGAGCAGAUUAUGUUUGGCGUCUGGCACGUAAAGCACAUUCUGUAUCGAUAAGUCCAAACUGUGAAGAACAACAGUUCCAUAGCCUUUACUGGGAAUAGUGUGGUCAUCCGCCUGGUGAAUCGCACCUUCCUGCGGUGUAAAAGACACAAACAGUCUCUUAUCGUUGCACAUGUGGUGGGUGGCCGCUGAAUCAACAACGAAGAAAGAUCUAGACGUCUUCUGGACCUCUGCAACCUUUGGAGUGAAGCGUGAAACCAUAGCCUUGUGCUGCGUUGUCCUUGACACCGGACCUUUACCUUUGCCUCGGCCUUUUCCGCACGAUGAGCUCGCUGCGCUGCUCUGUCUUGGCCCUGGGAUGUCUGCAUUCCCUCUUCAUAUGGCCUAGACGUCCACACGAGUAGCAUUUCACUGCCUUCAAAGCUUUGGCGCCAUCUUGUGGUUCCACUGCACUAUGGGAUGACGUCUGUGAAGACUCCCCCUGCCCAUGCAGCUAGCACCCCGGCGAUCUGCUUCAUUUAAAAUCACGGCAGUAACAAAGUCCACUGUCAGCUGAGCAGUUGGUUGCACAGCAAUCUGGGUUGCAACAGACUCCCAACCUGAACCCAAAGAUUGUAGUAUCAUGAAAGAAUACACAGCCUCUGGAAAGUUGAGUCCUCUCUGUUGCAGCUCAUGUCUCAGAUUUUGCAUCUCCAUCAGAUGUAAACGCACAUCUCCACCUUCAGCAAGAGCCAUAUUAUGCAGCUUGUUAAAGUAAAACAUAGUGGAUCCAGCUUCUGUCCUUAAGUGAGCCUCUCUCAGAGCGUCCCAAAUUUCUCUGGCUGAGGUCUUAUCACGCAAUAGACAGAGCUCUUCUGGGGAUACUAUCAAUGUAAGAGUUCCCCUUGCUUUGGAAUCCUUAGCUUCCCAUGCAUCUGUAACUGGAACUGGGGGUUCCUGUAAUCACCUCAAACAAACCCUCUUUCCGCAGAAUUGCCUCUGCAUACUGAACCCAGUCGCUGUAAUUUUUCUUGUUGAGCUUAGGAAUCCCACAAGCAUCCUGAAGGGCCAUCAUGACUCUGGCAUUAGCCUUCAGCGUCAUAUAUAUGCUGCUUUAAAUCUUGCUGCGUCACUGCUGCAGCUGCUUUAUUACAAAGGCACACUUAAAAGUUACUUUCGAUUUCCCCAGCAUAGUAACUUGUGCCUGGGAGCCUUUUGCCUAUUCCCGGCAAAACCGGCUUUAAAAGUUCAAAGUUCAGCCAUAAAGCCAUUAACCUGAAGCUGGCAGGCUGCCCGGAGCAGUAGCACAUACCUCAUCAAUCACUUCUACGCGCAGAGCAGAUUCCGUUCCGAUCUGUCCCUCUGCAUUCCGAUCCUUUUGCCGGCACUCCGAUUCGACUUCUGGAGUCCAUAACCACGUGUUGAUUUAAAGCAGAGUCUGUCGUGCCCAGCGGAAGGAUGAGGAAUACGUGCUGCAUACUCUAUAUUGCUUUAUUUACAGUUCAAAGCUGGUAUAUUACAGAAAGACAUCUUGCCUCUGCCGGAGCAGAAAAUGCAUCCUCUCUCCUCGACAGCACGGAGAGAAUCACAGAGUGAAAAACAGGAAACCAGUGUACGUCACAUCCAGUCUCCCUUUCCCGUGCGAAACUCCAACAGUACAGACUGUGGAAUGUAAACACCUGUCUCGUGACAAGCAGAGCUGCACAGUGAAGGAAAGCAGAAACCAACAGUGAGGAGGGGAGAAUCAUGUACACAACCUCGAGCAACUUCAAGGAAAAGGUGGGCUAUAAAUACUUUAAACAAUAAAAUAGAAUCAGAGGCCACAUUCCCACCAUAGAUUUAAAGUGUUGCAAUACCACUUUGAACAGUCAUGCCGUCCCCAAAGAGCUGUGGGAGCUGUAGUUUACUUAGGGUGCCAAGAAUUGCCAGGAAACACCCUGUUUCUCUCACAGAGCUAUAGUUCCCAGAGUUCCCUGAGAAAGAGGAAUUGAUUGUCUUUUUUAAAGUUUUUUUUUUUUAAAUAAGAUUUGCACAUGGGACGAUUGAAACAUCAUACUCACACACAUCAUAAAAACAGUAAUAACGUCAAGAGGAAUAAAAAUACAAGAUAAUACAGCUUUAAAAGGAUGAAUGAUGUAAAAUAUAUUCCAUAGUUGAUAUUUAUUCAAAAUAUAUCAAGCAUUCAUAAACCUCGACAGAUGAAAUAAUAUUUAGUAGGAAUGUGCCAGCCAUGAGAUCGUUUGGUCAUAUAUAUUUAUAUGGGAGGGAUUGAUUGUUAAACUGCUCUGGAAAUUGCAGCUCUGGAUGGGGAAUAAGUGCCUCCUAAAUAACUCCCUUAGCAAACUACUGCUACUGCUGCUUGAAUUUGUACACUGCCCUUCACCUGAAGGUCACAGGGUGGUUCACAACAUCAACUGCACCUCCCAGGAUUCUCUGGGGAAGCCACAAUGGUUUAAACUGGUAUCCUAGUGAGGCAUCUGAUCAAGGCCUGUAUUUUAAAAUGAGCUUAAAAAUAUAUUUGCAAAUGUUUGUAUGUUUCAUGCCAGGCAGAAACCAGCUGGCUAGGUACUCUGGCAGCUGUUUAUCUUCCUGCUCUGCUGGACAAGGGCCCCCCUGAUUUAUAGCAGGAGACAAGUUUCUCAAAGUUGUAAAAGGGAAUUACAGGCUGGGAGCAAAGGUUAUACUGACCCUACAUAUUACAGAAUACAAUCAAGCUGCAAAAACACUAAUUAAGAGUUGGUAAAUAGUAAGAUUUAUUGUUUAACAGAAAAUAAUACUAUGUGCCUCCCAUCAGACUCUAGUCAUAUUUUCCUAAGGUUAAAGGGCAAGAGCUAAUGGGAAAAGCAGCUGGCUGGGAAAGCAGGGUGUAAACUGAAGAGGUUUCUUUUGAAGCUGUUUUCUACUGAGUUCCUUUUUUUGCUUUGAAAAGGCCUUUUCUUCUAAAAAGCUAUCUAUGUUAUGUAUGAGGUUUUGUUGGCUUAAAUGUAAUUAUGCAAAGGAUUUAGAAAGUAAGAAAUGUUAGAUUCUUAUUUCAUUGAUGGUGUGUGAGAAUGUGAACCCAAGAUCUCUGUUUAGACAGAAUUUAAUACCAUGAGCCAUCUGUUUUAGCCAUUUGUUUUGGAAUAAAGGGGCAACAGGGGCCAAAGGUGAUCUGGUAAUUAAGGUGCCUUGUCGAGGCAAAUGUAAGAUAUAUGGCUACUUGUCUGCCAUUUAUGGAUAGAAGGAAAUAUAGCUCUUUGUCUCCCAUAAAAGGUAAUAGGAAAUGGGUGUAUCUUUUAUGAUUGGUUCUAGCAAACAGCCGAUAGGAAUUUCAACCAGGCUGAUUGGACAGAGGCAGCCAAAGGAGGAGCAAGGGGGCUGGGCUGAGGAAAUAUAAGUGCUGGCCAUCAGGGCUGGAGUGAGCAGAGCUUUGGUAACCAUAUACCACUGUGCCUAUCAUUUAUUUGUCUGACAAAUAAAUUAUUAUUUUAAUUUCUCUAUUGCUGCGUUGAAUAUUUCAUUCCAGCUAAGCGUUAACCACAAGCAGGGUGCUACACUAGUGCUUUAGUGUGAACAUGGCCAUAGAAGUCAAUUGUAGAAUUGUAGAGUUGGAAGGGAUCCUGAGGAUCAUCCAUUCCAACCCCUGCAAGGCAGGAAUGUGCAAUAGCAGCUGGGAUUAGUAGAGAGGAGGACAAGGAGAUGAAGCCAGAGUGAAUGACAGGCAGGGUCACCCCCUGGCCAGUUAUAAGUAAGAAGACAGGCUGAGGUUGGUGGGGCCCCAUUUGCCCCAAUAGACCAGCUUGCACAGCUUGAAGCCAUUGGUUUGAGUCCUACCCUUUGGAGCUGGAGAAAACAAGCUUGCUCCCUCUUCCACCCGACAGCCCUUAAGAUAUUUGAAGAUGGCUAUCAUAUCUCCAUCAAUAUGCCAGCAAGUUUGGAAAACUCAGCAGUGGCCAGAGGAUUGGAGAAGAUCAGUCUGCAUCCCAAUCCCAAAGAAGGGCAGUGCCAAAGAAUGCUCCAAAUACUGCACAAUUGCACUCAUUUCACACGCUAGCAAGGUUAUGCUUAAAAUUCUACAAAGAAGGCUCAAGCAGUAUGUGGACCAAGAACUCCCAGAAGUGCAAGCUGGAUUUCGAAGGGGCAGAGGAACCAGAGACCAAAUUGCAAACAUGCGCUGGAUUAUGGAGAAAGCUAGAGAGUUCCAGGAAAACAUCUACUUCUGCUUCAUUAACUAUGCAAAAGCCUUUGACUGUGUGAGGAAAACCUGAGCUUACAGGGUUAAACAGCUCAGAGUGUACGCUCUGCCUACAAGUGGGAGGGGGGAACUCCUACGUCAGUUCCGAGAGACUCAAGUCUUUGUUCUGUCUCUCUACUUUCGCUUUGGGGAGAGAGGACGUGUUUUCGCGAUGCUGUUCGCUGUGAUAGAUAAUGGAUAGCCUGCUGUAAAUAAAACUGCUUUUAGCUGCUAAGAUCCAGUGUGGACUUUAUUUAAGCACACUGAAGAAGGCACUGGAGUUUUGUUUUGGUUUCCUCUUACCGCUGACGAACUCUGCUAUGCUCAGAUGAGUCAGACCAUUGGAAUGCAGAGGCCCGUGAUGGGGGAAGCGUGCCGGACCAGGCUUAUCUGAGCAAUAAAUCAAGAUAUCUCAGAGGUUAUGGGGGCAGUAAUUGCAAUUAGAGGAAGCCUGCUUUGAUGUGCUGUGUGCUUAAAGAAGGCUGAAAACUGAGAAGCUGUUGUUUUGCUGCCGGAAUGCAAAAGUCCUGCUUUGAGGCUUCGCCUGGGAGAAAGCUGCAAAGCUAGAUGCAAGCUGUGUGCUGCAAGGAGCCACUGGAGGCCUCUCCUUUGAAGCUGGCUGGUACGCGUGAGUACUUCAAAGCCCCGAUGGGAGCACUGUGGGAGGAGAUGGCUGAGCUCCAGGACUUUUAUGAUGUCCCGUUUGAAAAGCUCACAACCCAGUCCUGGGAUAUCUGGGUUAGAAGAGUCAGGGGGUGGUUUUUGGCCACAGGGUUCUGGGAUAUAACCCAGAAGGAGCCUGCCCCACCCAUGCCAGUUGCUGCUGAAGAGGGAGGAGCAGAACUGGAGGCUGCACUCCUGGAAGAUAGAGAGCUGAGAAUGCAAAGGGAGCUCUGCAUGUUGAGAGCAAGCGUGGACGCUAUGCUGUUGCCCCACCUGGAGGGCAUUGAGUCGGCUCAGGCCGCCUGGCAGGUGCUGAGGAGUCUGUGUGAUAGCUCAGCAGGAGCCCAGGGCCGGGAGGAAGCCGAGAGCAGGCAGGAAGCUGAGAGCCCAGAGGGGGCUGCUGGCCAUGUUCCUAAAAUUACAGCUGGGAGUAGCUGCUUUGUCUCCGAGGGGCCGUGUGAUGUUGAGGCCUACAACCAGAGUGCUGAGGAGCGUGCAGGCCCAGGCUGUGCACCCAAAGGUGGGGGUGCAGGGAACAAAGGAAUGGCUGAAGAGGGAGCUGUGAGAGCUGUUGCUACGCGUCGCCGCUGUUAUCGCUGUGGCUCCCCCUCCCAUCUGGUGAGAGAAUGUCCAGUGGAGGAACAGCCCAAGGCCGUCUCCCGUAGCAACCAGAUAAAGAGCUCUUCUUCAAAGCGUGGGAAAGGCAAGCCGAAGGCAGCUGGCAGAGACACUGAACGUAAACAUUUGGCUGCCUCUAUGGCUGUAGUUAAGAGGUGUCAACAGGAUGCUGAGCUGGCUUUUGUGGUCGACAGUGGAUCAUCGCAUCAUCUCGUGCCAUCUGGUGGAUUCCUGGAGAACUGCACCUCUGUAAAAACUGGGAAGACUGUCUGUUUAGCAGAUGGGACUCGACACCCACUCACGCAGAGUGGCUCACUGUUUUGUUCUUUCUUGCAGGACUCAAUCCAGGCUUUUGUUGUUCCAGGACUGUCCUGCGCGUUGCUGUCUGUCAGUGCACUUCUUGCUGAGAACUACAGAGUGUGUUUUGAGAACAAUAAGUGUUCUGUUUCCAAGAAUGGACAGCACCUAGUCAGUGUUGAAUGUAAAGACAGGUUGUUUGUGAUAAAUGCUUCUUUUGCAGGUCCAGAUGACACGGAUGACACGGAGGAGGCUCAAGCGCAGUGUGCCAAUGUUCCAGUUCAUGAUGCGUGUCAACAUCUCUGGCACAGACGUAUGGCACACGUGUCGUGGGGGUCGGUGAGAAGGAUCCCAGAGUAUACGCAAGGGUGCAAAAUGAAAUCAUGUGCUAAGUUUCUAGAUUGCAGAGCGUGCAAGUCCGCAAAGGUGAAAACGUGCACAUACCCUAGGUCUGAGAGGGUGACCACUAGGGCUUUUCAAUUAAUUCAUGCAGAUUUGUGUGGUCCGUUUUCUGUGAGCAGUUUGGGCGGAGCCAAAUAUUCGCUGGUUCUGAUUGAUGACCAUACUAGGAAUUCUUGGAGUUUUUUGCUUCGGCGCAAAGAUGAAGCUGCGCCGCUAAUCAAAGACUGGAUUGCGGCUGUGGAACUGCAGUUUUCCACACGGGUGCAAAACUUUCAGAGCGAUCGCGGUGGGGAGUUCACCGGGUCUGCACUGCAAAGUUUCUUCCGCAAAAGGGGGAUUCAACACAGGUUGACUUCUCCACACAGUCCCCAACAGAAUGGGAUCGCGGAACGCAGGAAUAGGACUCUAGGGGAGAUGUCCGCAGCUCUUUUGUUUGAUGCCGGGCUCCCACAGCGCUUUUGGGGGGAGGCUUGGCGAACGGCCAACUUUGUUCUGAACAGGUCGUUCAAUUCAGUGGUAGGUGACACACCGUACUUCUUGCUCCAUGGCAAGAAACCGAAAGUGCACUACUUCCGCGUUUUUGGCUGUGAGGCUUGGGUCCUCAUACCAAAGGCCAAACGCAAGAAAGGUGAACCCAGGUCCCAAAAGAUGAUUUUUUGUGGGUAUGAGCCAGGGACCAAGGGGUGGAGGUUUGCUUAUCCGUCAGGGAAUCAGUCCAGGAUUCUGCUCAGCAACAGUGCUGAAUUCUGUGAGCAGAGUGGCUGGGCAAGGAUACAUGGGAACCCUGACAUCCUGUCAGAGAGUCUGCUAGACUCUGCUGAUGAAGGAGAGGAAGAGGUUGAACCUGCGACUGAGGCUCAGAGUCCAGACCCAGUGCAGGCAGAGGGGAGAACUUCUCCCAAGGCUGUGAAGAUUGAGCAACGCAGUGCUCCAUCUUCCCCCACAGGUUCGGCUGAGAAGUCCAGAAGGCGCAGUAAGUCAGAGGGGAGCUCUCUGAUGCCAAGGACGUUCUGGCUGGCCCUAGUGGGUCAGAGGGGUUCCUGAAGUAGUGCUGCGCCGUUCAACGCGGACGACCAAGGGAAACCUCCUGAAAGGUUUGCCGUCACUAGUGUGUGGGUCGGAAUGGCACAGUGUGAACCCGAGAGUUUUGAGGAUGUUCAGAAACUGCCUCAGGAAGAAGCCAGGAAAUGGCAUGAGGCGAUGCAGAAGGAGAUGAACUCAAUGGAGUCUCUAGGUGUGUUCUCCCUCACGAAGUUGCCGGUGGGUGAAAAGGCAGUGGGUAGCCGCUGGGUUUACCGUCUUAAGCCCACAGCGGCAGGAGAACCGCAGUAUAAGGCCAGAUUAGUGGCGAGAGGAUUCACGCAGCAGAGGGGUUGCAUUAUACGGAGAUUUAUGCGCCCACGUGCAGGAGGGAGUCUCUACGCCUGGUCUUGGCCAUCGCUGCACAAAGAGGUUUGCUGGUGCAUCACUUUGAUGUGGAUGUUGCUUACUUGAACUCAGACCUCCAGGAGGAUCUGUACAUGCUUCCUCCUCCUGGGUUUGAGGGCAAUGAGCGAGGUACUGUGUGGAAACUUCACAAGUCAAUUUACGGCCUGAAGCAGUCGGCCAGGAAUUGGAACUUGUGCCUGAAUGAAGCUUUGGAGAAGCUAGGUUUCAGGAAGAGUCUUGCUGACAGUUGCCUGUUCCUUAGAGGAUCAGGAGACUCACAGGAACUGGUGUUGUUUUACGUUGAUGACAUCAUCCAUGUUGGAAAGGCAGACAAACAGGUGCAGAAGUUUGCCAAAGAGCUUGGGAAGCGGUUUCAGCUCAAGGACCUGGGUGCAGUAAAGAUCUACCUAGGUGUCCAGAUAGCGAGAACUGAGGAUGGUAGCUUCUUGCUCAGUCAGAAAGGCAAGAUUGAGCAGUUGCUGGAGAAGUUCAGAAUGUCCGAUUGUGCAGGAGUUCGGACACCCAUGGAGACGAACUUCGUGAAAGAUAGCCAGCAAGCAGAAAGUGCUGAGUUUGAGAAUGCUGAGCUCUUUCAGUCAGCCCUAGGUAGUCUGUUGUAUCUGUCCCAAUGGAGCAGACCAGACAUUGCCUUUGCUACCAACCUGCUAAGUAGGGAAGCGUCAAAGCCCAGUGUGAGUGCUUGGCACGGUAUCAAGCGGGUACUGCGCUACCUGCAGCAUACCAAAGACUUCUGUCUUAAGCUGCCAGCUGAAGGUGAGGCGAAGCUCACAUGCUAUGCGGACAGUGACUGGGCGAAUUCGCAGGACCGCAAGUCUGUGUCUGGGUUGGUGAUUAAGUUUGGGAAGUCACUGGUUGGGUGGAAGUCCCGGAAGCAAAGUCUCAUUGCGCUGUCUUCUACUGAGGCUGAAUUCAGUGCACUGUCAGAUUUGUGCCGGGAACUAGAGUUCUAUAGAUGCUUGGUGCAAGAGAUCUAUGGGGAUUGUAGCUUGCCCAUCACGGUUUGGGAAGACAAUCAGCCUUGUUUGAAGUUGGCUGAAUCUGCGCAAUUUAAGGCGAGAACCAAGCAUCUGGACAUACGUUUCCAAAAUGUGUGUCAGAGUGUUCAGUCAGGUUUGAUACGACUGAAGUACUGUGCCAGUCACAGUAACCUGGCCGAUGGAUUUACCAAACCUUUAAGCUUCCAGCGUCAUGGGGAGUUUUGUGGUGGUUUGGAGUUGGGGGUAAGUUCUGUACUUACUGUCCCCACAGUAGCGCAGAGCGAGAGGGGGUGUGAGGAGAACCUGAGCUUACAGGGUUAAACAGCUCAGAGUGUACGCUCUGCCUACAAGUGGGAGGGGGGAACUCCUACGUCAGUUCCGAGAGACUCAAGUCUUUGUUCUGUCUCUCUACUUUCGCUUUUGAGGAGAGAGGACGUGUUUUCGCGAUGCUGUUCGCUGUGAUAGAUAAUGGAUAGCCUGCUGUAAAUAAAACUGCUUUUAGCUGCUAAGAUCCAGUGUGGACUUUAUUUAAGCACACUGAAGAAGGCACUGGAGUUUUGUUUUGGUUUCCUCUUACCGCUGACGAACUCUGCUAUGCUCAGAUGUCGGACCAUUGGAAUGCAGAGGCCCGUGAUGGGGGAAGCGUGCCGGACCAGGCUUAUCUGAGCAAUAAAUCAAGAUAUCUCAGAGACUGUGUCAACCACAGCAAUCUAUGGCAAGUUCUUAAAGAAAUGGGAGUGCCUGAUCACCUCAUCUGUCUCCUGAGAAAUCUCUAUGUGGGACAAGAAGCUACAGUUAGAACUGGAUAUGGAACAACUAAUUGGUACAAAAUUGGGAAAGGUGUACGACAAGGCUGUAUAUUGUCUCCCUGCUUAUUUAACUUAUAUGCAGAAUUCAUCAUGUGAAAGGCUGGGCUGGUUGAAUCCCAAGCCGGAAUUAAGAUUGCCGGAAGAAAUAUCAACAACCUCAGAUAUGCAGGUGACACAACCUUGAUGGCAGAAAGUGAGAAGGAAUUAAAGAACCUUUUAAUGAGGGUGAAAGAGGAGGGCGCAAAAUAUGGUCUGAAGCUCAACAUCAAAAAAGCUAAGAUCAUGGCCACUGGUCCCAUCAACUCCUGGCAAAUAGAAGGGGAAGAAAUGGAAGCAGUGAGAGAUUUUACUUUCUUGGGCUCCAUGAUCACUGCAGAUGGUGACAGCAGUCACAAAAUUAAAAGACGCCUGCUUCUUGGGAGAAAAGCAAUGACAAACCUAGACAGCAUCUUAAAAAGCAGAGACAUCACCUUGCCAACAAAGGUCUGUAUAGUUAAAGCGAUGGCUUUCCCAGUAGUGAUGUAUGGAAGUGAGAGUUGGGCCAUAAAGAAGGCUGGUCGCCGAAGAAUGGAUGCUUUUGAAUUCUGGUGCUGGAGGAGACUCUUGAGAGUCCCAUGGACUGCAAGAAGAUCAAACCUAUCCAUUUUUAAGGAAAUCAGCCCUGAGUGCUCACUGGAAGGACAGAUCGUGAAGCUGAGGCUCCAAUACUUUGGCCACCACAUGAGAAGAGAAGACUCCCUGGAAAAGACCCUGAUGUUGGGCAAGAUGGAGGCCACAAGGAGAAGGGGACAACAGAGAAUGAGAUGGUUGGACAGUGUUCUCGAAGCUACCAGCAUGAGUUUGACCAAACUGCGGGAGGCAGUGGAAGACAGGAGUGCCUGGCGUGCUCUGGUCCAUGGGGUCACAAAGAGGCGGACACGACUAAAUGACUAAACAACAACAACAAGUCCACUGAGAGUUCUGAGAGUUGUCAAGAGACCCCUAUUCCUCUCACAAAGCUACAAUUACCAGAGUGGUUCACCCCCUCUUCCCGUUAAUUAAAACACAAGCCACUUUUUAUUAAUGGAAAUGUUUAUUUGAUAAUGAUAAUAGAAUAUUUAUUUAUUUAAAUGCUCAUAUUCCUCAAUCUCAUGCCAAAGUGCCACAAGGCUGGGAGCGAGGGAUCAGAUUCCACUUCCUCUGGAAGAGAGUUCCAAGGUUUUGGAGCCAGCACUGGGAAGGCCCUGUCAUGCCUUGUUCAGCAAGGAAACUGUGCCUCUGAAGCAGGUCUUCAUCACUGGGUUGGUUUCCAGGGGAGAAGGGUACUUCUGGUAUCCCCAGUUGUUGGAUCAGCCUGGAUUUGUGGCCAGAGUGUCAGACUGGGGCCUAGAGAGACACCUGUUCAACUCCCCCCUUGACCACAAAGUGCUCUGGGUGACUUUGGGCCAGUUGCUCUCUUUUGACCUUGUCUACCUUGCAGGGCUGUGGAAAGAAUUAAUCUUCUUCUUAUUAAAAUUUAUAUGCCAUCCUGCACCUGAAGAUCACAGGGCAGUUUACUACAUGAAAAUACAACAUGAAAACACAAAUUACAUAGCAUAAUAGCAAAACAACACCACCCCUCCCCCACUAUCACACUUAAAAGCCGUAGAUGGCUUAAUCAGCCAAAGCCCUAGUUGAAGAGGAAUGUUUUUGCCUGGCUCCAUGAAAUGGGCGAGGUACUAACUUUGUAAACCACCUUCCACAACCUUCCAUUUGCAUGUCUGCUGUUUCCCUCUCAGAUCUUGAAGAAAACACAGUCAAAACCUGUCCCACAGCUCAUAGCUCAGGUUAAUGCAUGAGCGAAUGCGACAGUGGUGAGUCUAAAGCAUUGGCUUCAGCCCUUCAACCCUGAGGGCUUCCACCUGUGGUCCAGCAUCACUGUGUUGCUGGCCAGGCCUCAUGGGCCCUGGAGCCUUUUCUCAGUGCCCCCAAGUGUUUCCUGGGUGAGUCUGUGGGGAAGUUGAUUUCUGGGAGAAUUUGGGGUGGUACAGGUUGCAGGGGGUUGGACUUGAAGAUCCAUGCGGUCCCUUCCAGCUUCACAGUUCUGUAAUUUCUGUAAGAAGCUGCCAGACCCCAGAGCCAUCUAGCUGAGCAGGAUGAUUUCUGGCAGGGGCCAUUCGUAGCUCUACCUGGAGCUGCCGAUGGGGAGUGGGAUUGAAUCUGGAACCUUCCUCACUCAAAGCCAAUGCUCUUCCACUGAGCCACAGCUCUGGGGACACGUGACAAGUGUCUAGCCCUGUCUCAGGAGACCCACGGUGGGCAAAGCUUCUUAAAGUCUGGUUGUGGGGCACAGACAUCUAUUGGCACAUCUUCUCAUCUCAGCUCUCCACAUUGCCCCUCUGUCCCCACCUCCCCACUCCCGAAUUUAUGGCUUCCCUACACACUUUCCCCUAAAGUGCCUUCAGCUUGUGCCCUGCUCCCAACCCAGAGUUCCCAUAUAACAGAUUUUGGAACAACUGCUACUAAAAAUACUUCAAAAAUGGUUUUGUGCAGAUCAGACACAUCUGGGUGGAUUUUUCCAAAAGGGGAGGCACACACACCCCUUCACCCACCCUGCCCCCAUUUAGUCCCCCUUCUCUAACCUGGGGGUCUUGUUUCUGGCUACAGAUUCCCGAGAGUAUCUUCCAGGCAGAAGCCCAAGGCGUGGACCUUUCAGUAGCCGCUGGUUACCUAGGGGUGGUGGAGACGGUCCUGACGGACGCUGAGCCGACAUCUCUGGAUGCAGCUGCUCUUCUGGGCAUCUUGCAACUGCUGAAGGAGGUCUCAGACAUGGAUGCCAACGAGCCGGAGGAACUGGCAACGCUGGAGCAGCUGGGGCAGCACUACGUGGCAAUUGCCGGGGCAAUCCUGGAGGAGCAGAACGCUGAGGAGUGGUCCAAAAUAAAGCCGGUAAAAUCAUGGCUUCCUAGAAGUAAGGGGCGGGUGGGGGGGCGGGUCUGGUGAGCCCCAAUGUUUGAGGCAGGAAAUCCAGAAAGCUAAAGCAGUCCUGAUGGUCCACCAUCCCUUUCCGUCCUUGAGAGUAUGUGGCCAGACCAGGACCCAUGGGAGACCCUAGGGCCAUGAAGCUGACAGAGGUGACCUUGGAAGGCAAUGCAGGCCUCUUAAUCCCACUGACCUCACAGGGCAGUUGUUCGGAGGUUAAACACGGAGGGGAUACCUUGAGCUCCUUGGAGGUUUUUUUGGCGGGGCGGGGGGAGGUGAGAUAGAAACACAAUAAAUAAAGAAACACUACAUGGUUGUCCGGCCUCUGCUGGAAGAUUUUCAGGAAGGUAGAAAUAUAUAAGGAAAUAAAUAUCCCUGGGUACACACCUUAAUUAAAUGAGUUGCAUCACACCUAUGCUCACAGCAGUUAGACUUCUGGCAAAAAUCUAAGUUAUCAAUCCCACUGUCUGCUGUGGCAGAAUUUUACGCAACUAAAUAUGUACUUUAUUACAUGAUUUACUACAUUAUUCCACAACAUCCAUUUCAAUGCAAAGGAAACACAAUUCGGUUUGGAAGGGCAGUUCAUAGAAUCAAAGGACUGCAGAGUUGGAAGGGAUCCUCAGGGUCAUCUAGUCCAAACCCCUGCAAUGCAGGAAUCCCAAUUGGUUCCAUAUCAUUGGCAAGCUGAACACAACAAAGGUGAAGACCAAUCAUAUUCAUUGAUUUCUGUUCCAGACAUGGGGCAAAUAAGCAAACUCUGCUUCCGUUUCCAUCAGGAUUAUCUGAUGUCUCAUAACACCUCCCUCUGUGUGACUGGCUCCAUUGUCAAACUCUCCCUACUAUCAAGAAGCUUCCCUAAUCUUUGACCAAAAUCUACCCUCCAGUAACUUAAGCAGCAGAGAGGUCAUAGAAUCAUACAGUUGAAAGGGACCCCAAGGGCCAUUUCUGUUCCAACCCCCUGCAAUGUAUUAAGCAGCCUUUGCUCUCUUCAAUGGGGCAGCCCCUCAGAGAUGCUAUUAUGUGCUGCCCCCCCAGUCUGCAGGAGGAGGGCCAGGGAAACCCUUGGGCAACGUCGGAUGAUGAUGAUGAUAAGGUUUGGGCAGCUGCUCCUGUGCUCCUCAGAUCCUUGAUGGACCCAUGACAGUUGUGGAAAACAUGGACAAGAUGGUUUCCAGCCUCCAUCAGCUCCUGAGUACAGAGAGGCCAAAGUCACCAUCUGGUGUAAGAAUGUUGGUGAGUAGCAGCAAGGCUCUGGGGUGCGAGGGGGAGGAAGAGCCUGGGGAAUUGUUAAAGCAAAUUUGA
This is a messenger RNA of Podarcis lilfordi (Lilford's wall lizard), 32659 nucleotides long. The record is from the annotation of a GenBank genome assembly. Lineage: Eukaryota; Metazoa; Chordata; Lepidosauria; Squamata; Lacertidae.